AACUGCAUUUCCUGUACUUGACUUGAUUUAACCUUUAAGGUAAUGGAGUGCAUUUUCCCUGGGAAUAGGGGGCAAUCAUACCUAAAUCAUUGCAAGCAACCAGUAUUUUUGUGUUCGAGUAAGACCUUACCAAUGGAUGGCCAUUUGGGUCAAAAAUCACUGGGAGCACUACCUCCAGCAAAAUGACAAGUAUAACAGACUCCCUUUCAUCACUGACAAUGGAUGAAGAGAUAAAUGUGUAAAGCAAAAGCAUUUGUAAAUGGUGAAAAUUUUGUAACUGUUUGUUACAAAUCAGUAAAGGCAUUUUGUCCUCACAGGCUCCCGUAGAAGGAAAUAUGGUGUCUAAUAUGGCGUUGCCCAGAGACUUAGACCCGCUGCCAUGUAUUUGAGACCCGAUUUUUGUAGUUAUAUGUUAUGAAGCUGCCAAUAUUUUUCAACAUCUGCGCAUCAUUUAAUUAAUUUUCAACAUUUCGAUGGAUGUUUCCAGAGAUUAAUGGUUAAAACUACACAUUUUCUCUUUAGGAGGGAAAUCCUUUGAGAUUACUUUUUUAUUGAAAGGGCAACCUGGUCAAGAUAGCACACCAUUAAAAAGCUAAAAGCCAAAACUCUAUAAAAAAUGAGUUGAUAAAAUUAACUUGCAAUUGAAUACAACGGUUUAAAGUUUGAAUAUGGAACACAAACACCAAAGCGACAUCUAGUGUGUGGAGAUUGUAGUUGCAACAAUAGAACAAGGUUCCAGCUGUUGGGAUGCCAGGUUUGCUUCCGAUACCUGAAAUGUUUUAUUUGGGUCCAUGUGUUGUAGACUUCACCUAAACUCACUUUGCUUUCAGAUCUUUUAUGGUUGCUCCUCUUCUGAGAAGGAUAACGACAUCUGGGGAAGCAGCUGCUUGACUUGCCAAGUUCGCCAUUUUCCACAGUGCCUGCCUUGCUGUGCCGAGCAGAGUGUUUGGCAACCCGCAAUGGUGCCCUCUACUGGCUGGUAGUUGUAAACAUAAACCGAGUGCUGUGCCUAUCAAUAUAACUAUUUGAUAAUUUUUUAAUUGAAAUGUAGCUUUAAAAGGAAAUACUGAACCUUCAUUCUGCACACCUUUAAACACCCCAUGGAGUUUUUUUUUAAAGAAGAUUUUUAUUAAAUUGUCAGCCUUUAUUAAACAUUUAGCCUUUAAGUCACAUUUGUAGAUUUGACAGUGAUUUGUUAAUAGUUGUUGAUAACUUGCAAAGUAAAAAUUGAGAGUGUUAUUGUCUUAAUUCAAUGAGUGUCAGGAAAGUACAGCUAACCAAGUUCAUGAAAAUGGCUAGAAAACUAGAAAACCACUGUUCGUUUAGAAGAAAGGUAUGCACCACAACAGUAUUGGGAGUGGUGAGAGAGAGGAGGGCAAAGCAAGGCCUUAGUGACAUCUCCAAACAUGUCAGCGCAGCACAUGGGACACCACAGCCCUGCCCUCAGAGCCAAACUUCAAGACCAACAAGGGCAAAGCUGCUUCACACUUUGGCCCCAACAGCAACCUGUUGUCCUUUAAUGACAGAGUCUGCAGGUUUUGUUUCUAAGAGCUUUUCUCAUCUCACAGCAGCAUUUGGAUUGAAAUUUUUCCUUCGCUCAGCAAUGACCACUUCAUUUAUCUCCAACCUUGGGUUUGUUCACACUCUGAACGUCAUGCUAUUGGUACUGACUGCUUUGAGCUGGAGUAGUCCCAUAAAGCCUUCUGAGAUUUACCACAAGACAAGGAUUGACCGAUCAGACGUGGAUGACGAUACACUCAAUGCGCAGGACUUUUUGACCCAUUUUAUUUCCACAUUGAACCUUACAAAGCGAACAUCCCAAACCAGUGCCCAGGCCACCCACACAGAACCUCUACCAGAAUUCAUGCUGGAGCUCUACUAUCGCUUCGCCAACGACCGCACCGCAGUACCAUCUGCCAACAUUGUUCGCAGUUUCAAGAAUGAAGAUUUCUCCCCCUCUCGUGUAAAAGCCAGGGGUGUCAGAAUUCAUCCUCUUCUGUUCAAUAUCUCCGUGCCCCACCAUGAGCACAUAACAAUAGCUGAGCUUCGACUUUUCAUUCUUGUGCAAAAGGCCCAAAUACCGUAUGCUGGGAUUAACUGCAAGGUGACAAUCUACAUGCUACAUGACGGAGUUAUCUGGACAAAAGAGGUGGGGAAAGAAGGGAGAGGGAGGGAUAAAGAGGAGGUGGUGGAGAUGAAUGAUUUGCAGGAACUGAUGACAAAGCAUAUCCGUGCCAAAGAUAAUAGCUGGGUGUCAUUUGACCUCACUCAUGUGGUUACCCUUUGGUGGAAAUCAGGGUGUGCAACUCGAAGGCUGGAGGUUCACAUUGAAAGUCUGGGCUCAGAAGAAGAAGAGGUCAUGCAGAAAACAGCAGGGAGAGGCGACGGUUUGAUUGAGAUUGACAUUGACAGAAACUUGGAGGGGACCCACAAUUCAAUGAUGAUCGUAUUCUCAGAUGACCAGAGUAGAGAUCACAAACAGGACAGACAAGAGCUCGGUCAGAUGAUUCAACAUGAGAAUGACCUUCCUCAAAACAUGGACUGGAGCCAGCAACUUUUCCGGGGGGACAUGAAUCACAACACUGACCGUGCUAACCAGGACGAGCUGGGCGAACAGUCUGCCUUGGACCUACAGUCCAACCUUAUCUAUGACACACCUCCUCGAAUUCGUCGCAAUGUUAAGAGUGAGUCAUGCAGGAGGACGCCGCUCUUUGUGGAUUUUAAAGACAUCGGCUGGGACAAGUGGAUAGUCCAGCCUUUGGGCUACGAGGCGUACAAGUGCAAUGGCGUGUGCAGCCCUCCUAUGACAUCUGAGGUCUCACCUACCAAACAUGCCAUAGUGCAGACACGCUUGAGCCUCAAGAGCCCAGAAAGAGCUUCCCCCGCCUGCUGUGUGCCAACCAAACUGGAGCCAAUCACUCUUCUUUAUCACGAUAACGGAGUGGUCACUUUUAAUCACAAGUAUGAAGGAAUGGUGGUGGCAGAAUGUGGCUGUAGAUAAUGUCACUCAAAGAUAGAGACUGAUAAUCUAAAUGUAUCUAUCUGUAAAUCUAUCUAGUGUAAAUUAGCGUUGUAAAUUUGCAAUUGUAUAAAGGUGGAGCAGAAACUAAUGUUAUUUUUGAAUAGACCAAUUUCAAAGCAUUGGUACAAAACCCUUUUAACUGUCUAUCAUGAUUCAUCAUAAAUAGUUACCACUUUGUAUUUUAGUUAGCAUCUAUCAGUUAUUCGUGGAAGUAAAAUUCUGAAGUAUCAGUAUUGUGAUAACUAACUUCACAAAAAAGUAUGUAAAGUGAAAUUUCAGUCCGUCAGUAAUUGACCUAUUCAGAAAUACAAUUGCUGUUGUAUUUUAGAUUGUUGGGAUGCCUGAUUAGUUGCCUUUACAAGGAAGCAUAACUUGUAAGUAUCGAGUGUCUGUUGAAUGAGCAAGGCAGAUAAAUAUGUCGGUUUGUAUACCUUCCAAAAAUGUGCAGAUUCCCUGACAAAUCACUCUUGUUUUGAGCUUAACAUGCUGCCAGAUGUGUGCCAGUACCUGGCACAUGAAUGGCACCUGACUGACAAGCUUUGGACUACUUGGGCAUGCUGUACAUGUUAAAAUGCUGGUGAAGGUUCUCAGCCAUGCAGGUCAUGGUAAUCCAAAGGGGUUCAAAUGAAGGCAACUAGACUUCUUUGGUUUCUUGAAGAUGUUUCGCUUCCAUCCAAGAAGCUUUGUCAAGUCUCUCUAGAAUACAGGAGGGUCGAGCUUGACCCAGAAUUGACAAAGCUCCAUGGAUGUGAAGCAUCUUCAAGAAACCAAAGAAGUCCAGUUGCCUUCAUUCGAACCCCUUUGGAUUACGUGUUAAAAUGAUCAACGCUGCAACGUUGAAUAACCUUGAACAACUCAUCCUUAUCACUGUGGGAGAGUGCAAUAAUCCAGUCUACAAAGAAAGUCAAAACAAGAGUGAAGGCCAACAGGAAAGCUUUGCCAGGAAUUUUGGGUUUAGCUAUUUUGCUCAUUCUGUAUCUUCUUGCAACUAUUCAUACACCGACAGGUUUUAUAAAAGCAAAGCAACGGUUGAGUAGAAUUUUAGCUGUAAAGAAUUUCUUGUUAUCAGUAGCAAAUCUAAAAGGUAUUUAUUACAAUCACAACUUUCAGAAUAUCACUGGAAUCUAGAAGAUUUCAUGAGAACAAAGAUGCACGUUUAACUUCGAUGUUUCACAUUAUAGAAAUGUUUGUUCAUAACAGGAGUGGAGCAGAAAACACCUUUUAGCCCUAUGCUUUACAAAGAGAUGUACUCGCAGCUGAUUUGUAAUUUGCGCGCGCCUUUGUGAGUGUGUGUGUGUGUGUGUGUGUGUGUGUGUGUGUGUGUGUGUGUGUGUGUGUAUGUGUUUGUUGUAGCAUCUUAGGGCCCAUGGAGAUGAUUUAAAGACUGUAAUAUUCUGUCUCUGAAUUGCUUGCCAAACUCGCUGUGUAUUUUCAAUGGCUUCAGACCAGGAGACAAUUUUCCCAAUGUCUUGGAAACCCACGGGUGUCGUUCAGAAAACGCAGCUUCACGUUUCCAAUCAGCAGCACUCUGCUUCAGCUUCACAAAGUAAUGUCAAAUGGUAUAGUUAUAAAAAUAAAAUAUCUUAAAACAAA
Messenger RNA from Nothobranchius furzeri (turquoise killifish), 4615 nucleotides. RefSeq names its product bone morphogenetic protein 10. Lineage: Eukaryota; Metazoa; Chordata; Actinopteri; Cyprinodontiformes; Nothobranchiidae. Gene Ontology annotation, biological process: BMP signaling pathway. Gene Ontology annotation, cellular component: extracellular region. Gene Ontology annotation, molecular function: growth factor activity; cytokine activity. The record is from RefSeq and is a predicted model, not a curated record.